Helianthus annuus (common sunflower) is the source of this 1809-nucleotide messenger RNA. Its product is annotated as CEN-like protein 1. The transcript has 4 exons. Bases 1069 to 1590 code for a protein of 173 amino acids. The record is from RefSeq and is a predicted model, not a curated record. Lineage: Eukaryota; Viridiplantae; Streptophyta; Magnoliopsida; Asterales; Asteraceae. Gene Ontology annotation, biological process: flower development; vegetative to reproductive phase transition of meristem.
AAGAUGAAUGAAGAACUACUUAACAUUUUACAAUUGUACAAUUUAUUCUUUUUCUUCUCAAAUGAAUCUUCUCCUUAACAACUAUGUAUGAUAUAUGUGAAAAUCAAUAUACAUAAGUUAAAAGAGAUGAUGGAUGACAUCUUAUGCGAAUCUCACAUGUUUAUCUCUCCACACGAGUGAUAUUGUGUCACCACAUGGGAAAUCUUCACUCUACACAAAAUAAAUCCGUAAACUCUAAUGGUAAAAGCAGAUAAUUUGGUUUGAAGGCGAGAUGUUACAAAUGGUAUAAGAGAUAGCGCUCUUGUAAGGUUUAAGUAUUGAUUGCAUUGUCAUGUGUUCUUUGGUGGCUUAGCAGCACCGAUCAAAGGGUAAUUUCUUGUUCUGGUACUUUGUAUUUUGUACUUUUAUUCUAUAAAUUGUGUCACAUGUCAAAUACUUUGUUUGUUAAUAACGCACCACGUUAAAAGUUAUGCCCAUGCCUUUUGACAUGCCAUACAUCAAUACAUAAUUAAGGUUUAAAUUAAGCAGCCUCCAGAGAAACAGAAAUUGGCACUAAUGAGGGAUGGGAAACAUUGGGAAGAUUCUCUAGCUAGAAAACACAUCCUAGCAUGCCCAAAUGAUCGAUUGUAUUUCCUUAAAUGCAAAGCAUAUAUAAACUAUCCCCUGCAACAUGCAUUAAUGGAUAUUUUAAGAAGAUAAGUGGAAAUUAGGGAAGAAAAAAGCAAUCUUUAUUCUCUAUUUACUAUCGAUUCUUGAGUAACCAAUAAGCUUUAGACAUGUAUAACUUCCUAAGGUAGAAAGAAGGGUUUGAUUAAAGAACAUUGAAUAGGAUCUCUUUAAUAGCACUUCUAGAAAACUUUCCAAAUUUGGUAAAACUUUAUGCUGCGGAGUCUCUUCAAUCUGUUUAAAGUCUCCUUAUGUGAGUCUCCAUUUAACAUUUCUUUCUCUAUAAAAAGGCUCUUAAGCAUCAAAUGCAACUCACACAUUUCACAUAGCUAGCUAGUGUUUCAAGAACUCCAUCAAGCUCCAUCACUCUAUCUAUCUCUACAUCAGACCAUUGUUAUCAUCAUGUCAAGAAUGAUAGAACCACUUGCACUAGGAAGAGUGAUAGGAGAGGUGGUGGACACAUUUACACCAAGUGUCAAGUUGAAUGUGACCUACAAUCCCAAUAAGACCGUCUCGAAUGGCCAUGAGCUCAUGCCUAAUCUCAUUAUCACCAAACCUCAUGUCGAUAUCGGUGGUGAAGACAUGAGAUCUGCUUAUACACUUAUCAUGACCGAUCCAGAUGUUCCAGGCCCUAGUGAUCCUUACUUAAGAGAACAUCUCCACUGGAUCGUUACAGACAUUCCUGGUACCACUGACACUUCCUUUGGAAGGGAAAUUGUAAGCUAUGAGACACCGAAGCCGGUAAUAGGGAUUCACCGAUAUGUAUUCUUAUUGUUCAAGCAGAAAACAAGAAAAUCGGUGAGUCCACCGGCUUCCAGGGACCGCUUCAAUACUCGUAGCUUCAGUCAAGAACAUGGAUUAGGGUUGCCGGUUGCUGCUGUAUAUUUCAAUGCUCAAAGAGAAAAUGCUGCUCGCAGAAGAUGAUUACACAUAUAUAUGAUUCCUAUGUUUGAGGUAUCUCAAACGAUGUUCAUCAUAUGAAUUGGCUUGAAAUAAUUAUGCAUAUAUGCAAACAUGAAUAAUACAGAAGAAAGGAUGGGAAGUAAACCAAUAAAAACUGUGAUUUAAUGUAUGUAUCUGAUUCACAAUUGAAGUAUUUGUAUUACGGUUGAAACUCAAAUAAACAAUGCAAUAUUCUAGUGA